CUCGAGUGUGACACCUAAGCCAUCUGAAUUUUACAUGAUUACAAUUCGCAACCGAUGUCCGCGUUAUCAGUCCUAUCCCAUUCCUUUGUUCUAGCUUAGCAAACGAUGUAUUCAAUAUCGCAAAAUACAAUUUUGCUUUUCCUUUGUGUGGAAAGUUCGGUCGGGGUCAUAAUCACUUCCCAAUCAAAACAAAACCACUUCCCGACUCAGUCCCCCAACUACGCAAAUCCCCGGACUUUCUUCAGGGAUGGCGAGCUGGUUUGGUGUCCUGAAGGAUAUCUCUUCGACGCAAAACAACUAUUUUGUGUGAAACAAGAAAUCCAAUCAAAAGAGACAUCAGUACUGAAGCCUAAUCCUGAAAACUGCGGAACAUUCUUCAGCUGUGACGGCAUUCAUUGCCACUUCAUGAAGUGCCCCUCAGGCCUCACUUUCAACGAUGCCAAAAAAUAUUGCGAUUAUCCGCAAGAAGCCAACUGUUGUGAAUAUAAAGCAAAAAAUCCCGAUGUGCUCAUCCCGCCGGAAUUUUCUCAACCAAGCAAUGUUUAGUGGAGUGAUUUAUUUGUAUUUAGUGCCCAAUAAGUAAAUACAAACUUGCAAAAGUGA
Tribolium madens (black flour beetle) is the source of this 603-nucleotide messenger RNA. RefSeq lists its product as uncharacterized. The record is from RefSeq and is a predicted model, not a curated record. Gene Ontology annotation, molecular function: chitin binding. Gene Ontology annotation, cellular component: extracellular region. Bases 106 to 546 code for a protein of 146 amino acids. NCBI's taxonomy places the organism in Eukaryota, Metazoa, Arthropoda, Insecta, Coleoptera, Tenebrionidae. The transcript is spliced from 2 exons.